Ceraceosorus guamensis is the source of this 1167-nucleotide messenger RNA. RefSeq names its product acid protease. The transcript has 2 exons. NCBI's taxonomy places the organism in Eukaryota, Fungi, Basidiomycota, Exobasidiomycetes, Ceraceosorales, Ceraceosoraceae. Gene Ontology annotation, biological process: proteolysis. Bases 1 to 1167 code for a protein of 388 amino acids. Gene Ontology annotation, molecular function: aspartic-type endopeptidase activity. The record is from RefSeq and is a predicted model, not a curated record.
AUGCAACUCGGCCUCUCCUUCGUCGCAGGUCUCAUCGCCACCUCUGCUCUGGUCUUUGCUGCACCUGCCCCCGGUGUCUCCGAGGCCAUCGAGAUCCCUCUCGAGAAGCGCAGCAGCUUGCUGCACGCAGACAGUAACGUCAUCGACUUCCAGAAGGUUGCGGCUCACGUCACCAGUCUGCGCAACAAGUACCAGGGCACGCUCAACAACUUCAAGGUCAACACUGGCGCAGAGCACCCCCUCCGUCGCGAGCUGCCCGAGGAGCUGAAGAAGCGCGCUACCGGCACCGUCGCGUUGACGGACGAGUCCGAGCAACUCUGGCACGGCAACGUCGUCUUUGGCGGUCAGACCAUCCCCAUUGACUUCGACACCGGCUCCGCUGAUCUCGUCGUCAACCGCGAUGCCUACACACCUGGUUCUUCCUCCACCAACACCGGCAGGGCUUGGACUGCGGCUUACGGAGAUGGUACCACUGCCCGCGGCACCGUCUACACUGAUAGCUUCAGCAUUGCAGGCAUCUCGGCUAGCAAGGUUGCUAUCGGCCGUGCUACCACUGACUUCUUGAAUGACGCCAACAACCAGGGUAUUGCAGGCAUGUCUUUCCCUGCAUUGAGCCAAUUUGGCUCUCAAUACCCACCCUUCUUCGACUCUCUCAUCAACCAGAAGAAGGUCGACCAGAGCGUCUUCACCUUCACCUUGAAGGCCGGCAGCGGCUCCACCCUCUUCCUUGGUGGCGUCUCCGGCGGCAGCCCCUCUUACAGCAACGUUGACACCUCCAACGGUUUCUGGCAGAUCCCCGGCCGCGUCAACGGCAUCAGCUUCGAGUCCAUUCAGGACACGGGAACAACCGUCAUUGUUGCGCCCAACAGCGACGCUGCCAACCUCUGCAACAACGUCGGCGGCUCCACCUUCACCCAGGACGGCUCCACCUACUGCGCUUACACUUGCUCCAGGCCCCCCAAGGUCUCCUUCACCUUUGGCAGCUUCACCAAGGCUCUCUCUUCCGCGACGACAUCUUUCGGUCAGACCAACGACGGCCGUUGCGUGCUUUCCGUCAUUGGAGGCGAUGUCGGUGUCAACGCCUGGGUUACUGGCGACAGCUGGCUCCAAAACGUUCGUGCCACCUUCAACAGAAGCACCCGUCAAGUCGGCUUCACCUCUCAGUAA